AUAAGUUUUGCAUACUUUGCGUAACAGUUGCUCAAGCAACACCGUUCGCUGCAAAUAACAGGUGAAAGUGAUGUCUACAAACCGAGCCAAGUGCAAAACACGAAGACUAGUUCCCUGCGAACUGUUUCGCGAAUUUCACAAUUUGCAAUACCCAGUGAAGUGUCAAACGUAACAGAUUAAUUGUCAAAGCGGAGCGAUGGCUCAGCUCGGGCAUUUGUUUCACUUCUGAAUGUGAUAAUUCCUCGGUGAUACCGUCCAUUCUUCCGUCAUGGAUACAGAACAGAAUAACAACUGUGUUGGAAUGGACAAGAAGGCCUUCAAAGGCACAGACACCGGUACCGAGCUAACUAAAGUGACGGUGAACGGAGCUCCUCCCGCCAGGGCGACGACUACCUGCACCCCGGAGGUCUGCAGGUCAGCCCGGCAACGAUUUCAACCCCCGGACUUGUCCUCCGACAGUCCGUGGAACCAGAAAAAGACUUACUUCUUCAUCGGCACGUUAGUGAUAUUCGCGGUGUGGAUUGUUAUUUAUUCGAUUGUAAGUGAACUCAAGCUAGUGUGAUAUUUAAUCGGUUGUUAUAAUUUUUAACACUGUUUGUGAUUAUUAAUAAAUUUUGUUACAUAUAUUUAAGAGAUUUUGUGGGUAAACACACUUUUGGUAGAAAAAAUUAUAAAUUUAAAUAACUUGGAAGUCUUGCUCUCGUUUCCAGUUAAAUUUAG
Molecule: messenger RNA, 720 nt
Organism: Anoplophora glabripennis (Asian longhorned beetle)
Lineage: Eukaryota; Metazoa; Arthropoda; Insecta; Coleoptera; Cerambycidae
Exons: 2
Coding region: 269-562 (97 amino acids)
Source: RefSeq, a predicted model, not a curated record